Molecule: messenger RNA, 2410 nt
Organism: Hippopotamus amphibius kiboko
Lineage: Eukaryota; Metazoa; Chordata; Mammalia; Artiodactyla; Hippopotamidae
Gene: IQANK1
Product: IQ motif and ankyrin repeat containing 1
Biological process (GO): regulation of barbed-end actin filament capping
Cellular component (GO): cytoplasm; nucleus
Molecular function (GO): protein binding
Source: RefSeq, a predicted model, not a curated record
CAGCGCGCAGGGCGAGGAGCCACAUCCCCAGCCGCACUGACCCCCAGAGCAGAGGCUCGCUGGCCACGGACAUUGCCGACCUGACCGCCACAGGAGCCCCUGGCCCAGCCCUCGCCGGGCACCCAGCCCCCACCCGCGCUCAGAGGGGCCCUGGGGGCCUGAGCUUGCCUGGGGCGUGAUGUAGAGGCGAGAGACCCACUCGCCCCCUCGUGGUGGACUCCUGCCGGGGGCCAGGCUGCGCCGGGAAGACGCUGGACCUUGAAAGGCCCAGAGGGCAUUUUGUGGACUGAGAUGGGGCAGUAAGGAAGAGCCCGGCCUGCCCUGAGGUGGGGCAGGGCUCUUCAGGAUGUCCUGGUUGGGGGUCCAGCUGCUCUGCCCACAGGGGCAGAGGAGACCCCACCUGGCCUGCCCGGGAGCCCUGGGGACGGGCCUGGGGGAGGGGUGCACGCCAGGCUGGGUGUUGGCGUCCCCCCCCCCCCGCUUCCUGGGCUCCUCCCCAGCAUUUCCCCAGCCUGGGGCCGCUGACUCACACCCACGCCCAGGGCCGCAUCCCGCCCGGCUCUGUCACACCGGCUGGACUGGUUUGCCCGCCCAGCCCUGCCUGCUGCACACCCUGCCGCUCAGCCCUGCCCCAGAGGCCUUGCGGGGAGGAAUGCUGUUGGCGUGGGCUGGGGUCCCGGGGAGCGGCGCCAACGCCUCUGUGGAGAGAGGGGUGUGGAUGUCCUCCUGCCGCCGGCGCCGCUGGAGCGUCCUUUCUGUCAUAAAGGAUCGCGCUGUGUGUGCCCGACACGCAGGGCCAACCGCAGAGGACCAAGCAGCCACCGUCAUCCAGUGUGCCUUCCAGAAGCUGCUAGCGAGAAAGGAGCUGGCCCGCCGUCAGCAGGAGCACCAGGACUACCUGGAGCUGAUGGAGAAGCUGCAGAAGGAGGCCUUCGUGGCCCAGCUGCGGCGGGAGCAGGAGGAGGCCCGCCGGCGGCGGGGAGAAGCGGCGGCGGCCGAGCAGCGGCCAGCGCGGCAGCUGCAACGGCACCUGGCCCGGGUGGGCUUCGAGGACAGCGGUGGGAACACGCCCGUGUGCGAAGCAGCGGCGGGAGGGCAGUCCCUGGCCAUCCAGCCGCUGGCCGAGCAGGGCGCCAGUCCCAACAGCAAGGGUGCCUUCGGCCGGACGCCGCUGUACCGAGCGGCCUUCGGGGGCCACCUGGAAGCAGUGGAGGUGCUUCUGAAGCUCGGAGCUGACCCCCGGGUGUAUGCGGACGAUGGCAGCACCCCCGAGCGGGUGGCCUCACUGGACGCGGUGGCCAGCGUGCUGCAGUCGUGGGACCUGAGCCUCACGGACGCCAUGCUCCAGAACAUGGAGGCCGAGCGGCAGCGCCGGGCCCAGGACGCGGAGCAGCACAAGCAGGCGGAAGCCGAGCGGUGCGGCCACACGAACCUCAAAGUGCAACAGCUGGCCAAGGACCAGCAGCGGUGCCACCAACAGCUGCAGUAGGCCUAUUGCGAGCUCAACCGGAGGAUCGCGGAGCACGACACGCGUGAGCCGAGGGGCGCGGGGAUGGCCGAGCUCACGCUGCAGGCCGUCAAGGACGCGGAGGCCCAAGUGGACAGGCUCCGGCGGGAGGCCCAGAAGGCGGAGGAGACGCUGGGCCUGGCGAGGCUGCAGCUGCGGGAGCAGACCCAGGAGGGGGAGGAGGCGGCGCCCGGGCUGAAAUGCCAGGUCUCCGAGCUCCACGACGUGCUGAUGAAGGACGUGGGUGAUCGCAUCCGCGCUGACGGCAGGUGGCCCCUUGUCAUCAACCCUUCGGGCCAGGCGGCCACCUUCCUGCGCUACCGGGACACCAACUAUGUGGACACCGUGAACCCGGACCAUCUGCGGCCGGAGAGGAUCCGGCUGGUGCUGCUGAGGGCGCUCAGGUUCGGGAAGCCGCUGGUGUUCGAGCUGCGCGAGGUGGACCUGUUCCCCGCGGUGCAGCGGCAGCUGGAGGCGGUGCAGUCGGGCCUGGCGCAGGAGCUGCUGGGCGGCCGGCUGCUGGAGCGCGAGAGGUACCUGUCGCUGCUGCGGCCGACCGAGGGGCCUGAGUAUAGCCCCGGCCAGUUCCAGGAGGCGCGCCUGGGGCCCUUCCACCUCUUCGCCGUCACCAAGGUUCGGUGGCCGCCGGCCGAAAAGCUGCGGGUCCUGCUCCCGGUGCGCGUGCAGCUUGCCGGCCGGGGGCCUCUGGCGCUGGGUCCCAAUGAAGCGCGCGCCCCAGGGCGCCUGCUCCGCGACCGCGCACGGGGGCGGGCGCCCGGCGGAGGAGCAGCGCAGAGCCCCCGCCCCGGACGCGGACAGACAGAAGGGGUGGGCGCUGGGGUGCCGCCGGGCCGACGCACAGACAGACGAGAGGUAAAACGUAGUCAACUUUAUUCUCCUUAA